CGGGCCCGUGCCCUGGCGCCCGGUGCCGCUCUUGUCGCGCUUUCCUGGCUUGCGCGACGGUCCCGGUUUCGUUCCUCGCGUCCGGUCGGGACCCCGGGCUGGUCCGGUGCCUACUCGGGGCCUCGGGUGGCCCCGGGACCCAAGUACGUGCCCGCGAGAGGAAAGUCGAAUCUCCCCGUCGGUGACUGGACGCCGCGGCCGCCGCCCCUGCGGCCCCUCCGGUCCCUCCCGUCGCGGGGGGCGCCCCCAGGCGCGGGCCCCGGCGCCCCUGAGCCGGAAGCGGAAGCGCCUGCCGGCGGGAUCAUGGCGACAUUCGCCGAGCUGCCGGACUCGGUCCUGUUGGAGAUCUUCGCCUACCUCCCGGUCCGGGACCGGAUCCGCAUCUCCAGGGUCUGUCACCGCUGGAAGAGGCUGGUGGACGACCGGUGGCUGUGGCGACACGUCGACCUGACUCUCUACACGAUGCGGCCGAAGGUCAUGUGGCACCUCCUCCGCCGCUACAUGGCAUCCCGGCUCUACUCCCUGCGGAUGGGUGGCUACCUCUUCUCGGGCUCCAAGGCCCCACAGCUGUCCCCUGCCCUGAUGAGGGCCCUGGGUCAGAAGUGCCCCAACCUGCAGCGUCUCUGCCUGCACGUGGCCGACCUGACGAUGGUGCCCAUCACCAGCCUGCCCAGUACCCUGAGGACCCUGGAGCUGCACAGCUGCGAGAUCUCCAUGCUCUGGCUCCUCAAGGAGCAGGACCCCACCGUGCUGCCCCUGCUCGAGUGCAUCGUGCUGGACCGCGUCCCCGCCUUCCACGACGAACACCUGCAGGGCCUGACACGCUUCCGUGCCCUGCGCUCACUGGUGCUGGGCGGCACCUACCGCGUGACCGAGACGGGGCUGGACGCGGGCCUUCAGGAGCUGAGCUACCUGCAGAGGCUUGAGGUGCUGGGCUGCACCCUCUCGGCCGACGGCACCCUGCUGGCCAUCAGCCGCCACCUCCGAGACGUGCGCAAGAUCCGGCUGACCGUGAGGGGCCUCUCCGCCCCUGGCCUGGCGGUCCUGGAGGGCAUGCCGGCCCUGGAGAGUCUGUGCCUGCUGGGCCCGCUCAUCACCCCAGAAAUGCCCUCCCCAAAGGAGAUCCUCUCGUCUUGCCUCGCCAUGCCCAAGCUCAGGGUGCUGGAGCUGCAGGGGCUGGGGUGGGAGGGCCAGGAGGCCGAGAGGAUCCUGUGCAAGGGGCUGCCCCACUGUAUGGUCAUCGUCAGGGCCUGCCCCAAAGAGUCCAUGGACUGGUGGAUGUGACCAAGGUCCCAGGGUGACCUGGAGGUCCUGUCCGUCCCAGCUUGGUGACCCUGGGCCCUCCUAAGUAGCAUCUUGAAGAGGGUGGGUAAUUGGGCUGAGGCCUGGGGGGGGCACUGAUGGGUCCACGGCACAGUAGAGAGAACCGAGGCCUCUGGACAGCUGGAAUCCUGGCUUCAUUGUGUGCCAGCUGUGUGGCCUUGGUCACAUCAGCCAGUCUCCCUGUGGCCCAGUUCCCACAUCUGGAAAUGGGGAAGAACAUAGCUACCUCAUGGUUGCGUUGCAAAGCCUUACUCCUUGACGGCCCCUGGCCCUGAGAACCUCCUCAAGGAAGGCGCGUUCUCCGGGGUGCCCCAGGAACAGGAUGGAUGCAGAAGGGUGGGGUUAAGGGUGAGGGGGGCCUGAAGGGCCAGGCCCCCCGGGGAGGCCCAGGAGGACCAUCCGUGCCUCCACACCCACACCCCCACACCCCAUUUGUGCACCUGCAUGCAUGUGAGAGACACAGAGAGAAAAGGGCGAAGGCAGCUUGCGGUUUGAUUAUCAAAAUGUUAAUAAUGGUUCUCGGUUGUAUUUUCUGGAUUUUGUAUUCUGGAUUUUCCAUGUUUUCCACAGCAUAUAUUAUUUUGCUAUUAAAGAAAAAUAACUUUUUUCCAA
Messenger RNA from Choloepus didactylus (southern two-toed sloth), 1935 nucleotides. RefSeq names its product F-box and leucine rich repeat protein 12 (gene FBXL12). Gene Ontology annotation, molecular function: protein binding. Gene Ontology annotation, cellular component: SCF ubiquitin ligase complex. NCBI's taxonomy places the organism in Eukaryota, Metazoa, Chordata, Mammalia, Pilosa, Megalonychidae. Gene Ontology annotation, biological process: SCF-dependent proteasomal ubiquitin-dependent protein catabolic process; positive regulation of protein ubiquitination. The record is from RefSeq and is a predicted model, not a curated record. Bases 304 to 1284 code for a protein of 326 amino acids. The transcript has 3 exons.